UUUCUUUCCUUCAGUUUUCAGUUGUUCUUCUCAUCAAAAUUACUAUUGACGUUGUGUUUAGACUGGCGCUAAUUGACGAAUUUGCAAAUUGAUCGAUGAAUUAUGAGCCAAGCGGAUGAGCGAAAGCCCAAAUUAUCAUUAUUUAUCAUCGUGAUUACCCUUAUACAUUUCUAAUUCACUGUUUUUACAAUAUAAAAUUGAAUAAUUUGCUUGCGGGAAAUCUGAUCCAAAUUUAAUUCACAAUUUGAUCAAAUUAUCAUGGCUAGUUAUUGAAAAAACGUGAACAAACUUUGUUGAAUAACUCAAAAAACAACGAGAAAAAAAAUGACGAACGAAACUACGAACGAUACUGACAGCACUACUGGUGGCGGUUCGUCGCCGCUAACUCACUCGCCUCUGUGGUUAAAUAUAGCGGAAGUUUCGUUUCUGCUUCCAGUAGCUAUUCUGGUUCUAAUCAGCAGCAGUAUAGUUCUUCUGGUCAUCUUCCGAACCCCGAAACUCCACCGAACCCCUGGAUUCCUGAUGCUUGUUCUAUCUUCUGUGGAUAUUUUGAUUGCGUUGUUUGACCAGGGAUACAGCAUUGGCGAGCUCGGGGGGAAGAUUUUUGACAAAGAUUUGCAGCCUUUUGGAAUAUUUUGUCAGCUGCAAUUCUUCACCAACAACUUCUUGUAUGGCGUGCAGUCCACGACCAUAAUGAUGGCAGCAGUGGACCGGGUCAUGGCCAUAACAAGGCCACUCUACUAUCACUGCCGAGGGGGGCGACUGGGCAAAAUCCUGUUCUGUCUCCUAGGCGGGUACUGGCUGGUUCUGAUGGGUCUGUUUGUCAUCAUGUGGACCCAAGCGGCGGAGAUCCAGUGGAUUGUCGGAUUCAGCUCAUGCAUGGCCAGAUACUCACACAUUCACUUCAUAAGAAUGAUGCUGAUGGUGCAGUACACAGUGGCGUAUAUCAUUCCGGGCGGGAUCAUCCUGUUCUGCUACGUGGCCAUCGGCUUGAAGAUCAGGAGCAGCAGUCGGGAGAGACGGAAGAUAGUGGCCAACAUGCAGACCAGUCACUCAUACACCAGUCAUGGACGCUCACAUCAUGGACCCUCGAGCCAUACAGGAACUGGAGGGGGCACAUUGUCUAAGCAGGAGCAGGAAGUGAGUCACUGGCAGCAGAUCGCCAUCUGCAAAAGUCUCAUCCUCAUCACACUCCUCUACUACAUCUCAUUCCUCCCCUUCUUCCUCUACCAGGUGACGAUCUACUUUUCCGGAGACCCGAUCAUAUCCCCCCUCUACAGGGCCCUGAAGGCGUUCCGAAACCUCUCCUCUGUCACCGACGGCGCCAUCUUCUACGGCAUGAGCAACAGCUUUCAAGUGGGGCUUCGAAACCUGAUUGGGCGAUCGAAGGCAAUAAACAGACAUCAAGCUGUGAACAAUAGAUCAGUCCUGGCCGUUUCUCACUCAAACCACCAUCGCAGUUCCAGACUCCAUCCGCAUGGCCCGGUCGGCAACUUUGGAAGACUCCGAGCUUCUACGCUGUCCUCGAGCACUGGAAUCAGCGGCGGAAACUCACCAACUGCGCGGUCGCUCGCGACACCAUCGGCUAUCGGAACGCACAAAGGAGUUGUGUACUGUCCCACCUCAGCUACGGUUCAAUUGAACAGCAAUAAAAACAUCUCAGCUAGUUUCACUUAAACUAUACUUUGUUAAUGCCAAAAACUAAUCAUAAAUUAUAACUAGUCUACUAAAUUUUUUUUAAAAGCACUUCUCAUAUUUACCUCCCAGUAUUUUAAAAUAUGCUUAAGACCAAAACA
Molecule: messenger RNA, 1796 nt
Organism: Symsagittifera roscoffensis
Lineage: Eukaryota; Metazoa; Xenacoelomorpha; Acoela; Convolutidae
Product: beta-1 adrenergic receptor-like
Exons: 6
Coding region: 325-1677 (450 amino acids)
Biological process (GO): G protein-coupled receptor signaling pathway
Cellular component (GO): membrane
Molecular function (GO): G protein-coupled receptor activity
Source: RefSeq, a predicted model, not a curated record